This is a messenger RNA of Chiloscyllium plagiosum (whitespotted bambooshark), 1564 nucleotides long. NCBI's taxonomy places the organism in Eukaryota, Metazoa, Chordata, Chondrichthyes, Orectolobiformes, Hemiscylliidae. The record is from RefSeq and is a predicted model, not a curated record.
AUGCCCACAGAGCGCAGGCGCGAAUCGCGCCACAUCCUGGGAAACGUAGUCCUGAGAGUUGGUCCGAAAUUGUUGGAAAUAGUUAACUGGCUUCAGGCUAAGGAUUAUACUUCAUUGGAAACAACAGCAAACUCUUUUCCUGUUUCCAUGGCAACAGCACAACAAAUGCGGACCUCUGAGAAACAAGUAUCUGGGUGGAAUGCAAUAUUUCCAAAUGAUGUAACAACACAACACCAAUCCCUUGUUUUCAUUAAGAGAAUGAUGGCUGUGGGAGUAUCAUGCAUUACAUAUCUACGUGGGAUAUUUCCUGAAGAUGCCUAUAGAACACGAUACUUAGAAGGCAUGUGUGUAAAGAUUCUGCGUGAGGACAGUCGUUUUCCUGGAGCAUCUAAAGUCGUAAAGUGGAUGAUGGGAUGCUUUGAUGCUUUGGAAAAAAAAUUUUUACGAACAAUAAUCCUGGGAGUUCACAGAGAUCCUGAGGAUCCAAAUAGCAUAAUUGAGUCUUACCAGUUUAAGUUCAAGUACACGGCAGAUGGACCAAAGCUGGAUAUUUUAAGCAAAAACAAGCAAGUAAGCCUUCAAGAUACAAAGAAAGCCUCCAUUUUGCUCAUCCGUAAGCUGUUUGUCUUGAUGCAAAGCCUAGAAAUUCUUCCUAAUGACGUGUCUCUGACAAUGAAACUGUUCUAUUAUGAUGAAGUGACACCUCCUGAGUACCAGCCUCCAGGGUUUAAACAAGGUGAGUGUGAUGCUGUGUGGUUUGAGGGAACUCCAGUCCAUUUUAAAGUUGGUGAUGUGCCGACUCCAUUCCAUAUGAUGAAAGUGAGGGUCACCACAGAGAAAGAAACAAUGGAACAGCUGGAGAAGGAGAACAUACUAAAUGAGGAAGUCAAAACUUCAGUACAAGGAAUGGAGGAAGUCAAAUCCACCCCGAACGACAGAGAUUCUCCAUCCUACCAAAAUAUUACAGCCCAUUCUGAACUCCAGAGGAGUGUGACUAAUGAGCAGUCAUUUAGUGAAUCAGACAAAGAGAUAAAGCAGUUGGUUGCAAAGGCAGCAGAGCUGGAUGUAUCAGGCAAAAGAUUAAAGCUUAGAAAAGUGUUGAUGCAAAAAGAUGACUUGCAGGAUAAUGGCAUAGGAUAUGAGGAACCUCAAAAGUUGAGCACUACACAGAGUAUAAAAGCUGUUCGAGCUAAAAAGACUCUCUCUGAACUUGAUCAGGUUACUUCUAAAACAUGAAAAUCUGAAGUCUGAAGACUCAUUUGUUUAUAUGUAAACAAAAAGCCUCUCAGUAAACCCAUUCAUCUCUGUACCACUUCAGCCAAUUCGGAGCCUGGGCUGUUUACGAUCUCUCUGAAAAAAAUCAAGGACACAGUUUCCUUGAGAAGAAGGACCACCUUUUACAAAAAAGACCAGCUUUGUGACAAUAGUGAACAAUUACACUGUAUAAUUUUGACUAGAAGCUUCCAGUGUAAUCUACACUGUGCUGAUCAAUCUCAGCAAGGCAAGCCAUGUUGUAUUGUAAUUUGUGUCAGCACUUUGUGCUAGGAAUGUAAAUGUCACCUCC